This is a messenger RNA of Protopolystoma xenopodis, 555 nucleotides long. The record is from the annotation of a GenBank genome assembly. NCBI's taxonomy places the organism in Eukaryota, Metazoa, Platyhelminthes, Monogenea, Polystomatidea, Polystomatidae.
AUGUUCACAAUUGGUCAAAACAUUUGGCUCACCAUUUAUGCUAGCGUCAAUUACAAAUCGCGUGCGAGGGCCGUCUGGUUGCUUCUACUUCCGGCUGGAGCAGACUCUCAUCCCAAGCUUGAUCAGAUUCCAAUCCUUGGCUCCCUGUAUUGGGUCACACGAGUGUUUGCGAGAGUACAGAAAGAACUUUUCGAUCAUGGCCAGGUCAUUAGCAUUAAAUCUGUAUGUCUCAGUGAAGUGGUGCACCAAACCGGGGCUCGGGUGCGCCAGUUUCCCGCGCCAGAGACCAGCUGGAGGCGGAUUGGGCCACCGGAGAUUGGCCGAUUGAUGGCCGGGCCCGAUAGGCAGAGACGGCGUGAAGACGGGACGACAACAGCACAAGCUUGGAUAUGUCUUUGCUUUUGCCGGUCUCACUUUUCACUUUAUGUCUGCCCAGUCUUGUUCGGCUCUCUCGACUGUCUGUACAUACGUCUGCUCUCUUCUUCCCACAACUUCGUCCCCUGCCUGCUCUUCCAUCCCCAUGACAGUGUGUGGGUCUUUCCGAGGACCGGCUAA